AUGAUCAUCUACGUGCACAGUUUUAUUGAGUGUGGAAAUUGCUUUUAUCCUCAUCUUUUCCUUUUUAUUUUCAGUUCUUCACUCAUCAUUCUUUAUCACAAAACAUAUGAUUAUAAUAAAAGAGAGCUAACAUUGUACGUUUACCUGCAGUUGACUGAGGAAUUGAACCGGGAAUAUGGGAUCCCGGAAGAUGCGUCCGCCAAGAUAACGGCCACGUAUCUGAAGCAAUUUAGAAAGUGUCCCGACAACGCAACUCUCACAUUGGAUGCUUGGCGUACCAUCCUCUGGAACAAAGCAUUGGGCUACAAGUAUUCGCAUCUAGCAAAAAAAAUUUACGAAAGAUGGCUCUAUUUAAGAUAUCACUACAUGAUGCUGGCGCCAAACACAGUUUCUAUGCUGCGUCAAUUCAGGAAGAAAUAUCUGCUGGGUCUAAUCACCAAUGGACCGUCGAAUGCUCAGUGGGAGAAGAUACAGAAGCUGUCAUUGAAACAAUACUUUGAUAUUAUCCUAGUAUCCGGUGAUCUGCCGUGGGAAAAACCAGAAGCAGAAAUAUUUCAAAAGGCGUGCCAUUUUCUUAAAGUAAGACCCGAGGAGUGCAUCAUGGUCGGUGAUAAGUUGGAGACUGAUAUUUUAGGUGGAAUCGAGGCUGGACUGUACGGAACUGUAUGGAUACCUACCACGGAUAAACCUCGUCUCUCGGUGGACGAUCCUAAACCAGAUUUUACAAUAAGAUACAUAACAGAACUCCUCCGCAUAUUGGAGAGAGGUCCAAAUGCGCCGGAACUCGAAGACUGUUCUUCAAAUGGAUCUGAUGGCAGCUAA
Molecule: messenger RNA, 822 nt
Organism: Atta colombica
Lineage: Eukaryota; Metazoa; Arthropoda; Insecta; Hymenoptera; Formicidae
Product: N-acylneuraminate-9-phosphatase
Exons: 2
Coding region: 1-822 (273 amino acids)
Molecular function (GO): hydrolase activity
Source: RefSeq, a predicted model, not a curated record